CAGGGGUUGAAAACGUUUAGGUGUAAGCCAUAGUCCAAGAACAUGUGCCAGAGAGUAUAGCAUUACAUCUUUAAUUUAUAUUGUUCGAUGAAUGAGAAUACAUUUUCUUAGAAUUCUCAGUGAAUUCAUGCUGAAUGUAAAACUGUCUAAAAGGAAACGUAUUUACAUAUUCAUCUAAGAAUUUCUGACGCUUUUAGAGUAGUGAACUGCUGCUAUCCAUUGUGGUUUUCAGUUUUGUGUUGCAGAACUAGAGGAAGUACUGCUUAAGAGGAACAGGAUCCAUUUUAAAUGUCCAAUUUACAAUGAUACUUCUAUUUCUUUCCGUCCUAUCGGUCUUUCCAGGGAUGAUGGGAGAUACCAUCGGUUACCGGGGAAAGUCUGUCACGUUGUCCUCUGGAGCCAAACCACCCGGGAACAUCUCCAAGAUAGUGUGGUCCAUAUUCAUCAACAAUACCUGGAUCGCAACAUAUGAGGAUGGAGAGCUCAACACUGAAUGGUUCUGGCAGUUUAAGGGUCGACUGCAGCUUAACAACUUGUCUGGAGACUUAGAGAUACAAGACUUGAACAAAACGGAUGAAAUGGAGUACACUGUUCUUAUCAAAUACACUAUGGAGCAGUACAUCAAUAAGGUCAAGCUUAUUGUGACUGAGGUUCUCCCUAGGCCCAGAAUACGUAAGGUGUUCAGUGUGUUGAAGAAUGGUCUCUGCGUGAUGAAUCUUCAGUGCUCCUCUUCAGUAAAGGACAUAAACCUCUCAUUGGAACCAGAGUCUUCGUUUAACGGUUCCUUCUGGUCAAGGACUUCCAACACCAGAACCUCUGAACUGUGGACUUCUUACAGACCCAACAGAAAUGUCACCUUUACCUGCACUGCUAGUAGCGUGUACUCUUACUCCUCCAGCAGUGAGCAGGAGAGAUGCCAAGAGGAAGUGCCCAAGACUGUUGUGUCAAAAACGACCCGUGCACCCUUCAUUGGUUGUGCGAUGGUGUUCUUAGGAAUAGUUUUUGGAGUUGUGUUAACAACACUCAGAUUUCCCAUCAAGUGGUCCAUUUUAAACUGUUGUAUUAAGUAGGUGUCCUGAAAUAGUGCGGCUGUCCCUGACUAAAAUUUGGCUUGGUUGACUAUGAUAAUAAUAAAAAAUAUAGCUGCAAGCUAUUUAAAAAUGCCCAAUGCCGCUAGUAGACAGGAUG
Molecule: messenger RNA, 1188 nt
Organism: Esox lucius (northern pike)
Lineage: Eukaryota; Metazoa; Chordata; Actinopteri; Esociformes; Esocidae
Exons: 6
Coding region: 303-1070 (255 amino acids)
Source: RefSeq, a predicted model, not a curated record